This is a messenger RNA of Drosophila obscura, 580 nucleotides long. RefSeq names its product allergen Tha p 1. The coding region runs from base 47 to 385 and encodes 112 amino acids. NCBI's taxonomy places the organism in Eukaryota, Metazoa, Arthropoda, Insecta, Diptera, Drosophilidae. The transcript is spliced from 2 exons. The record is from RefSeq and is a predicted model, not a curated record.
UCGUUCAGAUACACAGUCAUACAAUCGCGUAUUCAAAGGAGUAGUAAUGCUUUCAUUAAAUAAAAAUCAGGCUCAGUUUUUGGUUCUUUAUUUUAUUUUCUUCAUCAGUUUUAUUUCAUCAAAGGCGCAUGCCGAAGAGAGAAAUAUUAACAAGCUUCUAAAUAACCAAGUCGUGGUUAGUCGCCAAAUUAUGUGCAUUUUGGAAAAAAGCGAGUGCGACCAAUUAGGGCAGCAACUCAAAGCUGCUCUGCCAGAAGUUAUAACUAGGAAAUGCAGAAACUGUUCGCCCCAACAGGCUCAAAAGGCACAAAAGCUGACAACAUUUUUACAAACAAGAUACCCCGAUGUCUGGGCUAUGCUUAUAAGGAAAUACCAAAGUGUCUAAAUAUACAAACUACACAGGCUAUUUAUACCCAUGAAUUCAAAAAUAAAAUCGUAGUAUCGAAAAAUUUCCACAGCUUCUGUAUGCAUUUUUUUCUGCACUGCGUGGCAUACAUAUAUCCAUGGAAAAUGUGAUGGGAAACGAUAUGUCUGGCACAACACUUAAAUUCCUUACAUUUGGCCUUUGGCAGCAUCUUGG